AUGUGUGUGGAGGACGUAGAAAAGCUUGUGAAUGACCGACUUCGAGACUUGAAGAUCGGCGGGAAUUUCGAAGAUGUACUACGUAAGGAGAUCGACCAGGCAAACUCCACACCUUUCACGGCCGAAAUCGAGCAAGCUGCUCCCCCGAAGCGGUUCUCAACUCCUUCGUUUACCCAUUUCAAAAGGGAUUCCGAUCCCGAGAGCCACCUAAAACACUUUAAAAGUGUCAUGAUCCUCCACAAGGCCGACGACGCGUUGAUGUGCAAGGUAUUCGUAGUGACCUUGCGAGGAGAAGCCCAAGAUUGGUUCCACACCCUACCAUCUGGGUCGAUCAACAGCUUCAAGGAGUUGGCUUACGUCUUCACCAAAGAGUACACCUCUUACCGAACAAUCAAGAAAAAUCCUGACCACCUGUACAACCUGCGCAAGAAGUCUGAUGAAUCCCUUCGAGAUUACAUCAAGAGAUUCAAAGCAAAAAAGGCCAACAUUGUAGGAUGCGACAAUCGAAUCGCGUCAUCUGCUUUCAAGAAAGGCCUUCCAGCUGAACACGACUUGUACCGCGAGCUGACUAUCACUCUUAGCCAGACUCUGGCAGAGGUCUACACGACCGCGGAACGCUACGCGCUCUAG
Prunus mume (Japanese apricot) is the source of this 630-nucleotide messenger RNA. The record is from RefSeq and is a predicted model, not a curated record. NCBI's taxonomy places the organism in Eukaryota, Viridiplantae, Streptophyta, Magnoliopsida, Rosales, Rosaceae.